This is a messenger RNA of Galleria mellonella (greater wax moth), 1474 nucleotides long. RefSeq names its product achaete-scute complex protein T3-like (gene Ash1). Gene Ontology annotation, molecular function: RNA polymerase II transcription regulatory region sequence-specific DNA binding; protein dimerization activity; DNA-binding transcription factor activity, RNA polymerase II-specific. NCBI's taxonomy places the organism in Eukaryota, Metazoa, Arthropoda, Insecta, Lepidoptera, Pyralidae. Gene Ontology annotation, biological process: developmental process; regulation of transcription by RNA polymerase II. The transcript is spliced from 2 exons. The record is from RefSeq and is a predicted model, not a curated record. The coding region runs from base 185 to 766 and encodes 193 amino acids.
GUUUGCGCGCGCGCCGGGCACGCGCCCCACCGCCUCGCCAAGUGGCCCGCCGCCGCCCGCCGCCCGCCGGCGCUCGCGCUACUUAGCGUCGGGGGUGCACGCCACCUCCGCCAAUCCACCGGCGACCUCCGCGCGGCUCGCACUUGUGUGCUCUCGAUACAAUCCCGACAAGUUUACGUCCGCGAUGCCGAUGACGGCCAUUCACGGUUAUCAAAAUCUCGGUGUAGAUCAGAAGCUGGUACACCUACAAUCUCCUGCACCUCGAAGGCUAGCACCUGCACCUGUCGAUACAUCUCGAUGCAAAAAAAAAUCAUAUCUUCAUCAACCAUAUCCAGCACAACCAGCUUCAGUAGCAAGAAGAAAUGCCAGGGAGCGGAAUAGAGUAAAGCAAGUAAACAACGGAUUUGCAGCACUCCGUCAACACAUACCAUCGGCAGUUACAGCAGCACUGGCUGGAGGUAGGGGAUCAUCUAGAAAGUUGAGCAAAGUGGAUACAUUAAGACUGGCUGUGGAAUAUAUUAAAAGCUUAAAACGUUUAUUAGAGGAAAAUGAAGAAGGAUGCUCAGACACUCAAAUAGGAUUAGGUUUAGCAACAAAUGGACCACAAACACCUCCAUCUUCAGAAGAGUCACAUUCACCAGCACCGUCUUUAGUGUCAGAAAGUUCAGCAGGCCCAAGUUAUCAUGAUGCGUAUGAUUCCUAUGAACCUAUGAGUCCGGAAGAUGAAGAACUCCUCGAUGUUAUAUCAUGGUGGCAGCAACAGUGAAUAAAGGAACCGUGCAUUACGGUGAUCAAAGUGCGGCCAUUGGGCGGCUUGUGAAAAAAGCAAGUAUUCCUCCAGAGGAGUUCGAGCGAUGGAGCGCGAGGGACUCUGAGAGAACCUCUAAUUAAGCGUAAUCAGUAUAUUCCUAAUGAGAGGGGAUAAUGGUGGACUAUAACGACCUCAUCGAUGCAUUCCGCCGACAGAACAUCGAACGAAUACCCUUAACUGCAUUUCAUACAUCGAUGGGAUAGUACGACAAAGACUGAAUCUUUUAUUUGUUCCAUUUAUGCAUUUAGUAUUAUGAUAAGUGAUUCACAUCGCUGUGCCUUAUUGUAAGCCUCACCUACGUAAAUACGAUAGCUUCCAGUUAAAGCAUUAAGUAUUAAAUAUAGUUUAUAAUUGUUAUCUAGUCAUUAAUAAUAAGUUUACAUAAUUUUAAUAGGUCAGUAAAAUAAGAUUGUGACUUAGUGUAAGUUGUUACCUUACGGUAAGACAUCUUAUGAAAGUUCAUAAUUGUUAUAAAAUAUAGUUUGGAAAUCUUCAGACAAAGACUUUUAGUGUACAUAGAUAUAUUAGCACCCUAAGGCAGAUUCCUAAUAUUUUAAGAUUUUUUUUUAUUGAAAGAACAGUUUAUGAUGAAAACAAAAGAAACUAUCCAGUUUCAGACAUUCGAUUGUUUCAUGAAAUAAAUAAAAUAUUUUGAAGUAUAAA